Molecule: messenger RNA, 754 nt
Organism: Arabidopsis lyrata subsp. lyrata
Lineage: Eukaryota; Viridiplantae; Streptophyta; Magnoliopsida; Brassicales; Brassicaceae
Exons: 1
Coding region: 265-585 (106 amino acids)
Cellular component (GO): cytoplasm; nucleus
Source: RefSeq, a predicted model, not a curated record
ACAGCUAAUUCCUCUCUUUUUCAUGUAUCUUCAGACUUAAGACUUUUGACCACAAAAAUCUCUUUACAUGCUCAACACACGUCUCACAUCUUUGUAUAAAUUACACAACACACACAAACACGAAUCUUUAAGCUUCACAGAUUCUAAAAAUCGAAACUUUAACCUUUUUUCUCGGAACACCACAAAUCUCAUUUUUAGCUUUUUUUUCGAUUCCAAAUCUUGAUUAUUUAGUCUUCUUCAAGAACUCGAUUUUCAUUCGCGUUUAUGUCGACGACGAUGAAGAGACAGGGCUGCAGCUCAGAUUCCGGUGAUCUACGGCGGCAGCCCAGUCGUCUACAAAAACGACCUCCGGCUUUAAAACUGGUUCCGGCGACUCCGGCGGCGAAUAACUGGAAAACGGCUAUACCUCUCCUCUCGCCGUUAGCUCUUUCUCCUGAAUCAUCACCGGUUGAACAACCACCGGUUGAGAAUCAGACGACGGCGAAGGCGGUUGAGAAAACGCCGGUUUUCAAGAAAUGGCAGCAUCCGGCGGCGCCGUUCUAUUACGAGUCAUCGACGUUUGUUCCACCGUUUGUUCCGGUUUAGUAUUGGUUUAGAGAUCCAACGGCUCAAAAGUACAGUUUGUUUGUUUUAUUUGGGUCUGUGUAGAUCUAACGGCCCAGAAAACGCGUUUCGUGCGUUUUUACUAUUUCGUGGUUGGAACAAACGCGAUUUUCGUAUAGAAUUUUAAUAAAUAAAAAGAUUAUUAAAUUAA